AUGGGUUUCGGGGAAGAAAGGUUCAAUGUUCUUCUUUUGCUCACACAGAUUGAUGGCGUGGUCACAAUCCUCCCAGUGCAUUUGAAAAACAAAGGAAUUGUCAUUUACCAGCAUGGGUUUUACACAGUUUUAAAGACAGACUUUGGGCUAACAGUGAGCUAUGACCUGGCCCACAGCGUCUUUGUCACACUUUCCCCUCAAUACCAAGGCCAGGUAUGUGGGCUGUGUGGGAACUUCAAUGGGGUCGCUGACGACGACUCGGAGACACGCAAUGGAUCUACAGUGAAGCAUGCCUUGGACGCUGCCCUAGACUGGAGGUCAACAGACAUUCCCCAUGGCGCCUCUUCUGCUAUAUUUGGUCGGCGGGGAAGUCUUGUCCAGUCUAUAUCUCUGUGCUGGAUAAUACAGAAUCCUGAUGGGCCAUUUGCCUCUUGUCACUUGCAAGUUGACCCAGAACCUUAUCUGACACGUUGCAUUUUUGACCUGCACAUCUCCGCCGGGGACAACAACGUCAUGUGCUGGUCCAUUCAGACAUAUGCAGCGGCCUGCCAAAGAGCCAAUGUAACCCUCCGGCCCUGGAGGACGGAGUUUUUCUGUGCUGCAGAUUGCCCAGCAAAUAGUCACUAUGAGCUCUGCAAGCCGCCUUGCCAAGAUCUGUGCUUGAGCUCCACAUUUAAACACCUCUGCGGCCCCCUGUGCUCAGAAGGGUGCGCCUGUGAUGAUGGAUACUUGUGGAAUGGAGACAAGUGUGUUCAGCCUGAGCAAUGUGGAUGUAAACACAAUGGGCUGUACUACAAUAUUGGAGACCUUCUCUGGCUCUCUGGUUGCACACAAAGGUGCAGUUGUGAUGCUUCUUCCACCUUCCGCUGUGUCCCAGCAAGCUGCAGCCACGGACAGCAGUGUGCUCUCAAGGAUGGCAAGCUGGGCUGCAGGCCUCGGCUGGCCACUUGCACCGUGUCCGGGGAUCCACAUUACUUCACUUUCGACGGGGCUGUGGCGCAUUUCCAGGGCACUUGCGCCUACGAGAUCUCAAAGACUGACGGCUCCUCUACUGACCUCUCCUUCCGGGUGGUGGCGGCUAACAAGAAUUUCCAGAGUCCUCUGGUGUCCUUUCUUUACCAAGUGGAAAUAUGGCUUGUCUCCAAGCAGUUCCGUUCUCAUGUUGUUUUGGAGCAAGGCAAAGAUGUGCAGGUUGAUGGGAGGCAGACCCCCUUGCCAACAGAGCUGAAGCAGUUGGCCAACAUCACGCAAAGGAGGAACGUGGUGACUUUGAGAGCGCCCCCCAAUCUGGAGAUCCAGUACAAUGGCCGCCAUGCUUUGUUUGUCCGUGUAGGCCCAGAAUACUGGGGAAAGCUGCACGGGAUGUGUGGGAACUUCAACGGCAUCCGCAGGGAUGAUAAGGUCUUGCCUGAUGGCAAGAAAGCCAAGAACGAUGCGGAGUUCGGCAACGCUUGGAUGUCGGACAGAAGCCCCUCAGAGUGCAGAAAUGACACCGGAGGAUUUGAGCCUUGUGUAAAGCAGCAAGAGUUUGAGCAAAUGUGUGGGAUUCUAAGAGAUCGCUCUGGGCCUUUCUCAGAGUGUCACUGGCAUGAGGAUCCAGCUUCUUAUUAUGAAUCCUGCAUCUAUGACCUCUGCCGGUUCGGACCAGGCAAUCUCAUGCUCUGUGGAGCCAUAGAAGCUUAUGAAGAGAUGUGUGAGAUGCUGGGAGUGACGGUGCCAAACUGGAGGAAAGAACUUAAGUGUGAAAUUGCCUGCCCGGCCAACACUUACUAUGAUUUCUGUGGCACAGCCUGCCCUGCCAGUUGCGCCAACCUCAAUGCUUCUGCCCAGUGCUCCAAGCCAUGUGUGGCAGGUUGUUUCUGCAGAGAAGGCCAUGUUUUGAAGUCUGGAGUCUGCGUGCCCUUGGAAGAGUGUGGCUGCAGGCUGAAUGGCCACCGCUAUCAGGUGGGCGAAGAGGUGAUCCUGACAGACACCUGCAGCAGGAAAUGCUCCUGCAAGCAGCCCGGCCAUCCCAUGGAAUGUUGGGACCACACCUGUGGGCCUCUAGAGAGAUGCAGAACCAUAGACAGCAUCCAGGGCUGUCACCCUGUGAAAUACAGCACCAUGUGGGCAUUCGGUUACCUCCACUAUAUCACAUUUGAUGGAGUUGCAUUUGAUUAUCGAGGUGUCUGCAGGUACACACUCACUAGGUACUGCGGCCCUCCCAGCCAGCUUCCUGCUUUCACCAUCCAUGUGACCAACGAACACAUGGGCUCCAUCGCAGCAUCUUGGACCAGACGGAUAGAGCUGGAUGUCUAUGGGGAACACAUUGCUGUAGCAGGAGGGCAAGAAGGCAAAGUGCAGGUAAAUGGCCUCCUGGCAAACCUGCCCCUCACUCUUGCAUCAGGGAAGAUCAACGCCUACUUCAGAGGCUCAUCCAUCAUCAUCCAGACUGAUUUUGGCCUCUCCGUUUCCUACGACUGGUCUUACUAUGUGUCCGUUUCUGUUCCCGAAACCUAUUCCGAGUCCCUCUGCGGCCUUGGUGGAGAUUUCAAUGGAAACCACCACGAUGACUUCAGGACCCCCAACGGCUCCUUGGCUCAGGAUGCCCUUGCUUUUGGCGACAGCUGGAAGGAUGCCAACUCCCCUUUCCACUGCACAGUGGUUGGGCUCCCGUCCUCAUGCACCGAAACCGAGGCAGCCCAGUUCAGAUCUCAAGGCCGCUGUGGAAUGAUUAGCGAUCAAAACGGACCCUUUAAAGAAUGCCACGACCUUGCAGAUCCUCAAAUGCACAUGGAGACCUGUGUGAAAGACCUGUGUGCCACUCAGGGCAGCCAUAAGACCCUGUGCAUGGCCCUUCAGAGUUAUGCUUGGCAGUGUCAGGUUCAGGGCAUCAUCAUUCAGCCAUGGAGGAAGAUUGUCGGCUGUGAGCUGACCUGCCCAUCGAAUAGCAACUACGUGCUCUGUGGAACUGCUCCCCCCGCUUCUUGCUCACAACCACCUGUGCCCAGGAGUUUCUCACCUGCCUGUUUAGAAGAAUGCCAGUGUGAACCUGGCUCAGUGCUGAGUGGCACCACCUGUGUGCUUCGGGAACAGUGCGGCUGCAGCUACAAUGGCCGAUACUACCUAAAAGGGGAAACAUUCUUCCAGGAAGGAGAGAAUUGCCAUAAGAUAUACCGGUGUGACGAAUCAGUCCAUGCCGUCGGUGGCGCAGAGUCCUUGUGCGGCCCCGGGCAGUUUUGCGGUAGCCAGAAUGGGGUGUACGGGUGUCACCUGUUGUCAGACGGUACCUGUCGGGUUUCCGGCUUUCUCAGCUACAUCACCUUUGAUGGGCGGCAUUAUGGUUUCCAUGGUGCCUCCACGACUGUCGUGGUUGAACUGUGUGGGGCACCAGAGUCCUUGCCAUCUUUUAGAGUUGAGGUGAAGACCGAGAAUGUGGCUGGAAAUCCUUUACCUGUGAUAUCAGAAGUGCUUGUGCUAGCGAAUAAUACACAGAUAUCUCUGAAGAGAGAACGCCAGGGCACUGUCCAGAUUGACGGCGUGGCUUUAAACCUCCCCGUGCAAAUCCAGGCCCUGGGAACUGCCAUUUAUCAGCAUGGCUUUUACACAACUUUAAAAGCAGACUUUGGGUUAACGGUGAUCUAUGACCUGGACCACGGUCUCCUUGUCACACUUCCCCCUCAAUACCGAGGCCAGACCUGCGGGCUGUGUGGGAACUUUAAUGGAGCUGUUGGUGAUGAUUUCCCGUUGAAAAAUAGCUCCACAACAAAAAACACGUUGCAUUUUGGUGACCUCGAUGGAUCUCGUGCCUCUAACCCCAUGUUUGAUCUCAUCUGGUCAAAAUCUAUGUGCUGGAUCAUCCAGAAUCCAGAUGGGCUGUUUGCCUCUUGCCACUCCCAAGUUGAUCCAGAGCCUUAUCUGACCGACUGCAUCUUUUACUUUCAUCUCUCUGUCGGGGACAACACCACCUUGUGCCGGUCCAUUCAGACAUACGUAAUGGCUUGCCAGAGAGCCAAUGUUACCAUCUCACCUUGGAGGACAGAGACUUUCUGUGGCUUUGACUGCCCUGCCAAUAGCCACUACAAGCUCUGUGGGCCUCCCUGCCAGGACGUCUGCUUCAGUGCUUGGAUUAAGCCCCACUGCCUUCCUAUGUGCAUUGAAGGGUGUUUCUGUGACAGAGGGUACCUGCGCAGCGGAGACAGAUGCAUCCCAGAAGAGCAGUGUGGCUGUGUGCACAAAGGGCUGCAUUAUAAGAUUGGGGAGCGGGUCUGGCUCCCUGGUUGCCGUGAGAGGUGCAUCUGUGACGGCCCUUCCGACUUCCGCUGUGUCCCAGCCAGCUGUAACCUCGGCCAGAAGUGUGCUGUGAAGGAUGGGAAGCUGGGCUGCCAUACACGGUGGGGAACCUGCACGGUCACUGGGGACCCUCACUACUUCACCUUUGAUGGGGCUGUGGCGCAUUUCCAGGGCACUUGCGCCUAUGAGAUCUCCAGGACUUGCCACCCCUCCCCUCCCUUCUUCUACCGGGUUGUUGCAGAGAACAGGAACCAGGGAAACCCUCAGGUGUCAUUUGUGAGCCGAGUGGAAGUCUGGCUGAAGAAUGAAAUGCUGAGCUUUCAUGUAAUCCUAGGGAGUGGCCAAACAGCAGAGGUCAACCAAGAAAGAGUACAACUACCCCACAGCCUGGGAGCCCUGGGUGCUAUUUCCAAGGUCAAAAACAUUGUGACAAUAAAAACAGUAGCCGGUGUGGAGAUCCAGUACAACGGCCGCCACACACUCUUUAUCCAUGCGGGACCAGAGUACCAGGGGAAACUGUGUGGAAUGUGUGGGAAUUUCAACGGCAUCCGUAGAGAUGACAAAGUCCUGCCUGAUGGAAACAGAGCCCAGAAUGACUUGCAAUUUGGGAAUGCCUGGAAAACAGAUACAAGCCCAAUGGGGUGCUUGGAUGACACUGUAGCACUAGAGCCAUGCAAAGAUCCCCAGGAAUAUGAAGAGGUCUGUGGGGUCCUGGUUAACAAAUCAGGACCAUUUGCUGAGUGCCACUGGCAUGUGGACCCAUCUCCUUUUUAUUUGUCCUGCUUAUAUGACUUGUGCCACUAUGGGGUGGCUAAUGGCAUGUUGUGUGUGGCCCUCAGCGCUUAUGAGGAACGGUGUCUUCUUAAUGGGGUCCACGUCAGUGGCUGGAGAGCAGCUGCCCGGUGCCCCGCAGCAGACCCCUGCCUUGACUUGGCAUGUGGAGACAAUGAAUGGUGUGGUGAGAAAAACGGGAAAUGGGGCUGCUUCUGCCACAGAGAUUAUAGCCCUGCCAAACGGGCUUCUUAUGAUUACCGGUUGACAUGCGGCGGCAGCAACAGUGCCGUGUCUCUCUCCCGCUGCCUGCUCUUCGCCGAUGGAUUCCCCGCUGAGGAACUGCAUUUGGCAGAUCCCACCUGCGCUGGCACGCUUGUCGGAGACAGGCUCCUCUUCUACUUUGAUACUGUGCAGAAGACCUGUGGGACCACAAUGGAGAUCAACACAACCCAUGCCAUCUACUUCAACGCAGUGGAGGGCCGUGUGGAGAACACCUACGGAGGGGUGAUCAGCAGGGAUCGCUUUCUCUUCCUGCGCUUCUCCUGCGCCUACCCGCUGAACAUCAACCUUUCAAUGACAUCUGCCAUCCAUCCCAUCCAGGACAUCAUUAACACCACUCUCACCUCCGGCCAAGGGAGCUACCAGACCACCAUGACUUUGUACCAAGACCCUCAGUACAGCCGGCCCUUCACCCAGAGCCCUAUCCUACUCACUGUCAAUCACAGGGCCUAUGUGGGCAUCAGCAUCUCGGGGGCAGAUGCCACCCACUUUGUACUGACCUUGUCGUCGUGCUGGGCCACACCGGACAAAGACGCCUCCUCCAGCAUUCGGUGGGAUAUCAUCACCAACCAGUGUCCAAACCCUCGAGAUGGCACCGUGGUAGUUGAAAAGGAUGCCGUGUCCCUCACUGGCCAUUUCUCCUUCAAUGUCUUUGCUUUCAUCCCAGAUUUGGAGGAGGUGUACCUGCACUGUCGUAUCCGCCUCUGCAGCUUCCUUACCGCCAGGUGCACCGUGAAUUGUGACAAGCCAGGCCCUGCGAUUGCUGGAAGGAAGCCUCCAUCGGGCAUUGUCUCAGCUGGCCCUUUCUUGAGAUAUGAUGAUUCUCUUGAUCAAGGGCUCCGGCUGGCCGCCAGAAGCUGCACUGCACCCUCCAUCACCAUUCUGCCUGUGCUGCUCAGUGCCAUCAUUUCCUGCAACAUCUUCUGCUAA
Messenger RNA from Podarcis muralis (Common wall lizard), 6255 nucleotides. The record is from RefSeq and is a predicted model, not a curated record. Lineage: Eukaryota; Metazoa; Chordata; Lepidosauria; Squamata; Lacertidae.